This is a messenger RNA of Magnolia sinica, 2672 nucleotides long. Its product is annotated as methionine--tRNA ligase, chloroplastic/mitochondrial. The record is from RefSeq and is a predicted model, not a curated record. NCBI's taxonomy places the organism in Eukaryota, Viridiplantae, Streptophyta, Magnoliopsida, Magnoliales, Magnoliaceae. Gene Ontology annotation, cellular component: mitochondrion; chloroplast stroma. The coding region runs from base 70 to 1908 and encodes 612 amino acids. Gene Ontology annotation, biological process: methionyl-tRNA aminoacylation. The transcript is spliced from 12 exons. Gene Ontology annotation, molecular function: ATP binding; methionine-tRNA ligase activity.
UGGAUAGAGCAAGGGAGGAUAGGCGGAGAAAGUAAACGAAGGGAGGGGAAGGUAGAGUGGUCAGUAAAAAUGGCGGGAAGAGCACUGAUAUCGUCCUCACAGAACGGCCUUUGGUGCCUUCCCAACCUCUCUUCCAUCAACUCCAAAACCAAACACCUCUCCAUCUCUCUCCAUCUCCGCCGGAAACCAACCUCUUCUUCAUCAUCGUUCCGCCAUUUCAGCUGCACAACCCAUCUCCACAGAGGAGGAGAAGAGAAUCCCAUCAUCAAAACCGAUCCUUUCGUACUCACAACUCCUCUUUAUUAUGUAAAUGCCCCUCCCCACAUGGGAAGCGCCUACACCACCAUCGCUGCCGAUGCCAUCGCCCGCUUUCAGAGGCUGUUGGGGAGGAAAGUUAUAUUCAUCACAGGCACUGAUGAGCACGGGGAGAAAAUUGCCACUGCUGCUGCUGCUCAUGGUCGCAGACCGAGUGAGCAUUGUGACAUCAUCUCACAAGCUUACAGGAUACUCUGGAAAGAGCUAGACAUAGCUUAUGACAAGUUCAUUCGCACAACCGAUCCAUGUCACGAGGCGCUUGUGAAAGAAUUCUAUUCCAGAGUUUUUUGUAGUGGCGACAUUUACCGUGCUGACUAUGAGGGGCUUUAUUGUGUUAACUGUGAGGAGUAUAAGGAUGAGAAAGACUUGCUUGAAAAUAAUUGUUGCCCCAUGCAUUUGAAGCCCUGUGUUCUACGGAAGGAGGAUAACUACUUUUUUGGCUUAUCAAAGUACCAACAGUCAUUGGAAGAGUAUUUAACACACAAUCCAGAAUUUGUACAGCCUUCUUUUCGCUUGAAUGAGGUUCAAGGUUGGAUUAAGAGUGGACUGAGAGAUUUCUCUAUCUCCCGCGCGUCUGUGGAAUGGGGUAUACCUGUGCCAAGCGACAAUAAACAAACUAUAUAUGUUUGGUUUGACGCUUUAUUGGGGUAUGUCUCAGCAUUGUUGGAGGACGAGGUGGAACCGACUUUAGAAAAUGCUGUUUCUUCUGGUUGGCCUGCUUCACUGCACUUAAUAGGCAAGGAUAUCUUACGGUUUCAUGCAGUUUACUGGCCAGCUAUGUUAAUGUCGGCAGGAUUGAGUCCCCCCAAGAUGGUGUUUAGUCAUGGAUUUCUGACAAAGGAUGGUAUGAAGAUGGGGAAAUCAUUGGGAAAUACACUUGAACCAAAGGAUCUGGUGAGUAGGUUCGGAUCUGAUGCUGUUAGGUACUUCUUCUUGAGAGAAGUGGAAUUUGGAAAUGACGGGGACUUUUCGGAGGACCGUUUCAUCAAUAUUGUAAAUGCACACCUUGCCAAUACAAUAGGAAAUCUUCUUAACCGUACACUUGGACUUCUGAAAAAGAAUUGCCAAUCUACCUUGCCAGUUGAUUCAAUUACUGCAGCCAAAGGAAACUCCCUCAAAGAUACCGUAGAAAAGUUGGUUGAAAAAGCAAGGCUCCACUAUGAGAACCUGUCCUUAUCAUCAGCCUGUGAGUGUGUGCUUGAUAUUGGAAAUGCUGGUAAUUUGUACAUGGAUGAGCAUGCUCCAUGGUCCCUUUUUAAACAAGGAGGUGCCAGUGCUGAAACCGCUUCAAAGGAUCUUGUGAUUAUAUUGGAAACAAUGAGGAUUAUAGCGAUUGCCUUAUCUCCAGUUUCUCCGAGUUUUUGUUCGAGGAUUUAUUCACAACUUGGCUAUUCAAAGGAUCAGUUUGAGGCAGUGACAUGGAGCGAUACCAAAUGGGGAGCACUAGAAGCUGGGCAGGUCAUGGCAGAACCUAAACCCAUUUUUGCAAGGAUUGAAACUCGAAAGGAAGGGGAAGAUGGAGUUGAGACAAUUCAGAAAGUAGGGAAAGAUAGGAAAAGAAUACAUCAUUCUCAAGGGGUAGCAGAGGCUUAGAUAUCUCAUAACUUUGUAGUUAAUUUCUUUUGAGCAUUUAAAAAUAUUAGUAUUCUGUACUCAAAUCCAAUACAUAUCAAUCUAUCCGAGCUUCCCAAUUUGGUAGAGCAUCGAUACUGUGAAUUGGGUACAAUAAAUGUAUUUAUUGGGAUUUUAACCGCAGAAUUCCUCAGAAUUCUGAUUUUACUGAACAGUGCCUAGACAAUUGGUAAGCACCAGAAAGUUCUUUUUCGGGGGAUGAAAUGACUGAAUCGCUACUAUUUACUUCUUUUAUAAAAUCCAUUGGAAUAGCGCAUUGUGGGCCCACGUGGAUUGUGCGUGACAUCCAACUCGUUCAACAGGUACACCUUAUCAUGAUGAUCAGAGAAACUAAAAAACAUGUGGAUCCAACAUCAGGUGGGCCAUACAUGAAUUUUUUUUGUUUUCUGGAUGGUGUAAUUUUGUUUUCCUUUUCUUUAUGAUUGUGGCUCACCAAUAAUUGGAUCUCCUUAAUUUUUUAUUUUCAGAUCAUCAUGAUGGGGUAUACUUGCUGGAAGGGUUGGAUGUCAUACAAACAACACAUGGACCCACAAGCCUAAACUCCACUCUUUAGAAGAAAAAGUGAAUGAGGACAUCUUGGUCAUUUCAACUUCCAAAUAGCAUGUUCUGGUGAUUUCAAAACGCCCAGGAACUUUUUGGUAAGAACAUACGUAUUUUGAAGGAAUUGGACUGUAAAAAUCCCUAUAUUUAAAUGAUAAUUGAUUUUCCUUGUUUGUACCUUUUUA